AUGUUCUCAGCCAAUGAGGAUGCUUUGUCUACCAAUGAUCUGAGGGAGAGGCUCUACAAAAGAUUUAAGGAUAAGGGAGUGCAAGAAGCACUCAAAACCCAACUGCGCGCUCAACUAAUCAAGGAGUUAAAACCUCCAGCGUUCACUGAAGACCCAGAUCCCAGACCAGCUCUUGUGAAAGCAGACUCUCAUUUGCUCUCAGCUUGUAACUGCAUAGUCGCUGAUUAUCUUCACAGCUCCGGGUAUGAGUACACCUUUUCUGUAUUCCGUCCUGAAAGUAACCUGGACGCAGGGAAUAUUUCUAGGAAAGAGGACCUUCUCCAAGUUCUUGAAAUUAGCCCUCACUCAUCACUUUACAGAUGUCUUCUGAACGAUCGAGGGGUUUUAAUGAACAUUCUGACACACGUGACACACUGUCACACACCUCGUCUUUCCCGUGAUGCUGCCACUCAGACAACGGGUGACGGGUCGCCUGUUGUGACGAUGGAAAUGACGGAAAGGGAAUGUGCAGAGAGCAGAGAGGGCGACCAAGUUUUAUUUCAUUCCGAGAUGGAUGCAUACAAAAAACAAACCGAAAUGCAGAUGCAGAUGCAAGUCGAUGUUAAAAUGCAAUAUUUCAAAAAUGUUGAACUUGCCAAGUUGAGGAUGGAAGUACAAGUUACAUUUCAGGAGGAAUUUGAUAGACUGAGACAAGAACUGGAAAUGAUCUAUGAAAUGAAAGUGAAGAAAUUAAAUGCUGAGGAAAACGACCUGAUAGACCGAUUGAAGAAACAAGAAGAAAUGAAAGAAAACAAUGUUUUCAUCCAGAGACAAACCUUGCUGAAAGAAAGGGAGGCGGUGCAACGUCGAGGAAAUGAGCUGAGGAGGCAAAUGGAGGCUCUGGAAGGCACUUGUAGAAUACAUGACGAAAAGGUCAAGACCACCGAGGAGUUGCUCAGGAGGAGAGAACUGCUGGUGAAGAUAAUGGAAGACACGCACAACCACAGGCUGCAGAAUGAACUCUCCAAGAAUGAGCUUGACUUAAGGGAAGAGUACAUCCGAAGAGGCGAGAAACUCACCGAAAAUGAGCAAAGAAAUGUCCUGGAAACUAUGCACGUCCAAAAAGGCUUAGCUGCAAUUAAUGCCAAAGCAGAGGAGCACAGAACAAUCCUUUCAGAGGUGAGACGGCUGCGGGAUGAACUGAACUCUGCACAGCAGAAGACCUCGGUGCUCAAUCAACAGAAAGAGCAAUUGGAGGAAAAAUUGGAGCGCAUGAGUGACUAUCCCAGAUUAAAAAGUGAGAAAGCACAGCUGGAGGAACGGGAGCGGCUUCUCGAGACACAGUUGGAGGACUUACGCCGAGAGAACCAGCGGCUUUGCGUAGACUUGGAGAUGCCGUCAAAAGAGCAUCUGGCCUUGCAGAUGGAGCUCCAGAGGCUCCAAAGUGAACACGGAGUGGAAAAAGAAACAUUCAACAAUGAGAGGCAGUUUCUGCAAGCUCAGCUUUGGCUCGAGGUAAAGAGGUGUGAUCAGCUCAAGGUUCAGCUGACAGAAAGCGAAGAGAACUUGCAGUGGUUGACUGGUCAUGUUGAGAACCUGAAGAAACGUCUUGAUCAAAAUCAAGAAUUCAAAAGACGUCACCAAGCCCUCUUCAAGUCCUCUUGCUUGGGGUCGGAUUUACAAGAUAACAAGGACCAAACCAUGCCAACAUGGGACUCGGGUGGGCGUAACGCUCCCAAGAAGGCGCUAGGGACUGACCCCGGUGCUUGGAUCCUUCGACUGCAGAAGGAGGCGGAGGCCUUCCAAGACGCCUACAGAAAGAUCCAGGUGGAUUUUCCUUCACAUUAUCUGGAGACAAACAUUUCUGAUCACCCACACCUAUCCCUGACCAGACAAUCUAAGAUCUCUCCUGACACCAGAAAGAUCUUGCAAGGGGUUCAGCCAAAAGAUCCUAAGCAGCAGUACUGUGGAAUGGUCACAGAGAAUAGUCACUGGACUGAACCCAACUUUCAAGAUGAACCUUCAUUCAAAGAUCUGUCCUUCCCUUCAUGGUCUAGUAAUGGUUACUUCCCCUGUGAUGCCCAAAAGAAGCUGUCCACUGCAUGUGAUCUUUUUUUCCAGCUCAGUCCUUCUGGAAGUCCUCUUCACAAGAGAAGGACAGAUGGCAAAAGAAGUGGUUUUGUCCUCUGACAGGCGUCUCCCUUCUGUACCCAAUCACAGUGUCUGCAAUCUAUCUAAACUCCCGCCUAGUGCCCUACAUCUACACCCUGAGAUCUCUCCAGAGACUCAUGUUGAGAUUUUCCCUGAAUCCCAACACAUCACAGGUCAUCUCCUGGACACCCUCUGUUCCGAGGAGGCACCUGGGAGCCUCUCUGUUCCCAAACCUCACACUCCUCUGGAGACACACUGGACCAAAAAGCAAUGACACGAUUCUCAAGGGAGUUUGUAUUGUAAGAAGACAAAGAAUCUGAGGAGCAAAGCUGGCAGAGAGCGAAAAGAGAAAAAUGUAGGCAGAAUAGGGGACGUCAUACAGAGACAGCGAGAAGAAACGGAAAGACUAGAGAAAGACGAAAAGGCGGCGAGAACAGACAAAGCCAGAGUCCAAAAAUCCAUUGGAGACGUGCGUACAUGAAGAUUAUUUUGAAAAAGCAAAAGAAGCAGGAUGGCCAUGAGCAGAAAACUAAGAGGACAAAAGCAGAGGUUGAGAAGAAAUAGGUCAAGUGUUUCUGUGAGAAGAUUAGCAAUAGCAUCGGAGGAGAUUGUACAGGCGGAGACCGUUUCUGGUGAAACCACUGAAAUAUACAGUAUUGACAUUCUUGCAACAUUUGAUUGCACACUAAAUGAAUAAAUCAUAA
Molecule: messenger RNA, 2834 nt
Organism: Doryrhamphus excisus (bluestripe pipefish)
Lineage: Eukaryota; Metazoa; Chordata; Actinopteri; Syngnathiformes; Syngnathidae
Product: centriole and centriolar satellite protein ofd1-like
Biological process (GO): epithelial cilium movement involved in determination of left/right asymmetry
Cellular component (GO): ciliary basal body; centrosome
Molecular function (GO): protein binding
Source: RefSeq, a predicted model, not a curated record